This is a messenger RNA of Pochonia chlamydosporia 170, 2016 nucleotides long. Its product is annotated as heterokaryon incompatibility protein 6, OR allele. Bases 1 to 2016 code for a protein of 671 amino acids. The transcript has a single exon. Lineage: Eukaryota; Fungi; Ascomycota; Sordariomycetes; Hypocreales; Clavicipitaceae. The record is from RefSeq and is a predicted model, not a curated record.
AUGUUCAACGUUGAAUAUGACCGAAUUGAGCAUCUGCCAGACGGCGAUCACAUCAGGAUACUAACAUUAGCUGCCAGUCCUGAUUCCUCAGAACCGAUACAUGUCAGGCUCGCUACUGUGAACCUGGCAGACGAGCCAGCCUACGAAGCGCUCUCAUACUGCUGGGGAGAUGCCUCCAACAAGCUUCUCAUUUUCUGCGACGGCAAACCUUUUCCAGUGACUGAGAACUUGGAGUCUGCGCUACGUCACAUCCGCCUGCCUGACGAGGACCGAGUUCUUUGGAUCGAUGCCAUCUGCAUCAACCAAAACGAUGUCUCCGAGCGAGCGCACCAGGUGAAUCUCAUGCGGGAGGUGUAUCGGAGGGCCAGCAGAGUACUUGUUUGGCUGGGAGACGGAACCCCCGAUAGCGACUUAGUUUUCCCUCUGUGCGAGCGAAUGGUUGAGCAUAGGAUUGACCUGCUCCGCGACGGCGGUAUCGACGUCAACUCUUCUGAAGUAUUAUGGGGCGCAAACAGGAAGAAGAUUUUGCAAGAGAAGCUUGCGCUUGCGAGAAAACGUGCAGCUGAAGCCCAAGGCGAUAACACAGACAACCAAGGUACUGAUCCGGCCGAUGAUGUGAACGACGAAGCCAAAGACAUUGAGGCCACAAGUGACGAGAGUGCGGCAUUCUUGCGUCUCCUCAGCCGUCCUUGGUUCAGUCGCUGCUGGGUUCUCCAAGAAGUUGCUCUCGCCAAGUCUGCAAUGGUAUUCUGCGGCACAAAGGCGAUUGACUGGGACGUCUUCUACGUUGGUUUUGCCUUGGCCAUCAUCCUUGGAGAGGGUGCGCUGGGAGGUCGGCCAGAGCAGAUCCACAGAGGGGGACUAAUUCUGAUGAUGUUGAUGCGAGGCAACAUUCAUCACGCCGAUGAGGCCACGGAGCCGAUCAAUCUUCUUUGGUUGCUCUGGAAAGUGUAUCCCAUGCAUGUCACCGAUCCCAGGGACAAGGUGUACUCGCUGCUGGGACUGAUCAGCAAGGACGAUGCCAUAUUGCCCGGUUUGACACCCGAUUACACCAUUUCCACUGAAGAAUGCUACAAGCGUGCUGCGCUCGUUAUCAUGUCUCGCACAAAGAACCUGGAUAUCCUGUGUACUGAGCGCCCCCUCCGAGGUACAUUGGACUCGCCGUCUUGGGUUCCAGACUGGACUUUGGAAGAUCAACCGGCUCCAGUGCAGUUGCUUCCAGAUGCAAACAUUGAUGAGGCUGGCGAACCGGAUUCCAAGCCAUUCCGUGCUUGCUCUGCAGCAGUUGAAUGGGAACCUGUCACAAAGCCAGGGAACUCGAAUAUUCUCCUACUUUCAGGCUACGUGUUUGAUCGGAUAACCGAGCUAGCGGACAUACUUACAGUCCCGGACCUGAACCACAUUGCCAUCAAUGACAUGAAAACGUCAACUGGCGCGUUCACUAGUGUAUGGAAGGCCAUUCUCACGGGCCUAGGUUCUUAUUUCGACACGCUGAUCCAGUGGGAAAAGCUCGCCUUGCCAAAAAGAAACUCUCAAACUUACCCCACAGGCGAGGACCCUGAGACCGUCUUCGCCAUCACACUGUGCUGCGGUAACAUUGAUCCGACUACCGCUCUAUCACGGUUUCAGCGAUGGCGAACGCGCUAUAAUGGCCCCAAAAGGUUGACAUUUUUUAAGAAGCUAGGCAUGAAAGGAGGGGUGUAUAACUCUCUUAUAGGGGCUACGGGGAUGAUGACCGGCUGGGGAGAGUUGCAUGACAGAGUUUACGCGACUGCGACGGAGAAGACUCUUUACAGAAGAUUGGCGAGGACUGAAAAGGGCUAUCUUGCUGUAGUGCCGAGUAGGAGUGUUCUUGGGGAUGAGAUUACUCUCUGUCAGGGUGGGAAUAUGCCGUUUGUUACGAGAUGUGUUGGUGCUGAGGGACAGAGGAUGGUUAUUGGGCCGGGUUAUGUGCAUGGUAUUAUGUAUGGAGAGGGAUGGAAUGGGAGGUUGGCUGAGGAGAUGGAGAUUGUGUAG